Molecule: messenger RNA, 360 nt
Organism: Parastagonospora nodorum SN15
Lineage: Eukaryota; Fungi; Ascomycota; Dothideomycetes; Pleosporales; Phaeosphaeriaceae
Exons: 3
Coding region: 1-360 (119 amino acids)
Source: RefSeq, a predicted model, not a curated record
AUGCCUUCUUCAUCUGCCGCCUUUAACCCGCGCCAGCGCCUCUCCAUCCUCACCAACUCCAAGCUCGGCCAUGAUGUCAGCGCUGCUUUCAAAGCCUCCAGCGUAGCCUCGCGCUCCGCAGACAUCAACGAGACACCCGCACCACCGCCAUCGCCAAUCGACUUCAGCUUCCCAGCAACGCCCAUGGAGCAGCGAUCACGGAGCGGAAGCCAGUCCGAGCGCGUUGGACAAAAGGGGAUGUGCAUUCUCUCAUCGACGUGCACCACGACCGAGGACGGGGAUUACGAUGGGUGUACAUUCGGUGUUUACAUGGACAUGCCAGAGACAUUUGGUACUUUGCUUGACUUGGGCAUCGAGUAA